CUCUCUUUCAUCCCUCUCUGACCCUUUCAUCGGGGUCUGUAUACUUUUCUUCCGUUGCAGGAGAAAGGGUAAACGUCUAGGUUUUGUGUUUUGUAUCUGUACGUCCCGAACCCUAAAUUUUGGAUCCUCCACGCCGCCCCCCCGAUCCAUUUAUCUUUUCGAAUUCGAUCGGAUUUUCUCGGCUUCCUCAGGACGAUGGUGUCGGACGCGAGCAAGAAGAAGGCGGCCGCCAAGAAAGCCGCGGCGGCAGCGAAGAGGGGAGGGAAGUGCGCCGCCGCGUCGUCCAAGGCGGCGGCAGCGUCUAAGGUGCCGAACGGGUCUGCGGUGGACAAGGUCGCCGAUGGAGUCGGAUCGCUCCAGAUCUCGGAUCGGACGUGCACUGGCGUCCUCGCCUCGCAUCCCCAGUCCAGGGAUAUUCAUAUCGAGUCCUUAUCAUUAACCUUUCAUGGGCAUGACCUCAUAGUGGAUUCUGAGUUAGAGCUCAACUAUGGCAGGCGCUAUGGUUUGUUAGGACUAAAUGGCUGUGGGAAGUCAACUCUCCUGUCAGCAAUAGGAUGCAGAGAGCUCCCUAUUCCGGACCACAUGGAUAUAUAUCACCUUACGAGGGAGAUUGAAGCUUCAGACAUGUCUUCUUUGGAGGCUGUGAUCAGCUGUGAUGAAGAAAGAUUGAAGUUGGAGAAAGAAGUUGAAAUGUUAGCUGGCGAGGAUGGAGGUGGUGGUGAAGCGUUGGAUCGUAUCUACGAGCGAUUGGAAGCACUGGAUGCAUCAACCGCUGAGAAGCGGGCUGCUGAGAUUUUGUAUGGGCUUGGUUUUAAUAAACAAAUGCAAGCAAAGAAAACCCGGGACUUCUCUGGUGGGUGGCGAAUGAGGAUUGCAUUGGCUAGAGCAUUGUUCAUGAAUCCAACUAUCCUUUUGCUUGAUGAACCCACCAAUCAUCUUGACUUGGAAGCAUGUGUCUGGCUAGAAGAGACUCUGAAAAAGUUUGAUCGUAUCCUAGUCGUGGUAUCACACUCUCAGGAUUUUCUUAAUGGCGUCUGUACCAACAUCAUACACAUGCAGAACAAGAAGCUAAAAUUCUACACUGGCAAUUAUGACCAGUAUGUCCAGACUCGGUCUGAGCUGGAAGAAAAUCAAAUGAAGCAGUACAAGUGGGAGCAGGAGCAAAUUGCUUCGAUGAAGGAGUACAUUGCUCGGUUUGGUCAUGGUUCUGCUAAGCUGGCUCGGCAAGCCCAGAGUAAGGAAAAAACUCUUGCCAAGAUGGAGCGUGGUGGACUAACAGAAAAGGUGGUGAAGGACAAAGUACUGGUAUUCCGCUUCACAGAUGUUGGUAAACUUCCCCCACCAGUCCUGCAGUUUGUGGGAGUCACUUUUGGCUACACUCCAGAUACCCUCAUUUAUAAGAACCUUGAUUUUGGUGUGGACCUCGACUCCAGAAUAGCCUUGGUAGGGCCUAAUGGUGCUGGGAAGAGCACAUUACUCAAGCUGAUGACUGGUGAUCUUGCUCCUUUGGAUGGAAUGGUUAGGCGGCACAAUCAUCUCAGGAUUGCCCAGUUCCAUCAGCAUCUGGCCGAGAAGCUUGAUCUAGAGAUGCCGGCGCUCCAGUAUAUGAUGAAGGAGUACCCAGGAAACGAGGAAGAGAAGAUGAGGGCUGCGAUCGGGAAGUUUGGGUUGUCAGGAAAGGCACAGGUGAUGCCGAUGAAUAACUUGUCAGAUGGUCAGAGGAGCAGGGUGAUCUUUGCUUGGCUGGCCUGGAGGCAACCGCAUCUGCUGCUGCUUGAUGAGCCCACGAAUCAUCUGGAUAUCGAGACGAUCGAUUCCCUGGCGGAAGCACUGAACGAGUGGGAUGGGGGUCUGGUUUUGGUGAGCCAUGACUUCAGAUUGAUCAACCAGGUGGCCCAGGAGAUAUGGGUCUGCGAGAAUCAAGCGGCCACAAGGUGGGAGGGUGACAUUAUGGACUUCAAGGAGCAUCUGAGGAGCAAGUCUGAGUUCUCUGAUUGAUAUGUGAAAGGAGAGCAGCUAAAGGUUAGCAUUUUUAUUCCAUGACUACGCUAAUCAUCUUAGUUGAUUUUUACAGUUACGUAUCACUUUGAUCUACCCUUUCGAAUGCUAUUAUUAUAUGGCUCCUAGGCAGAAGAAGCCUCUACUAUGUUGGUAGCACAAGUACUCCACACUAUGGUCGAUUACCUUUUGUUACAAGCACACUAUGUUAUUUGUCGUCUUAUCUGUACUAUCACCUAUGUUGCAUUUGCGAUCUAAACAUGAACGAGAUGAUGAUUAGUAAAGAAUUACUCUGUUUGAAUUC
Molecule: messenger RNA, 2302 nt
Organism: Musa acuminata subsp. malaccensis (wild Malaysian banana)
Lineage: Eukaryota; Viridiplantae; Streptophyta; Magnoliopsida; Zingiberales; Musaceae
Product: ABC transporter F family member 1
Molecular function (GO): ATP binding; ATP hydrolysis activity
Source: RefSeq, a predicted model, not a curated record